AUGAAGUUUGAGAACUUGCUGGUGGAAGUGGGAGGUUUUGGCCGACACCAGGUCAUGGUCAUCCUUUUGCUUGUCAUCCCUCGUAUAACUCUUCCCUUCCACUUCCUGCUUAACAACUUCAUAGCCUUUGUGCCGUCCCACCAUUGUGACAUCAGCGUAUUGGAAGCUGAAGGAGGUCUGGAGAACCUGACUCCGGAGCAGAGACUGACUGUGAGCAUUCCAUCACAGGAGGAUGGAGAGCUGUCCUCCUGUCAGAUCUUCCCCGAACCACAGCUCCACCUCUUAAAUGAUUCCUCCAACAUGACCCACCUCCCUGUGGUUCAGUGUCAGGGUGGGUGGGUGUUCGACAACAGCUCCUUCUCCAGCACCCUGGCCACAGAAUGGGACCUGGUGUGCGACCGGAAUGGAAUGACCAAAGCUACAGCAACGAUUUUCUUCAUCGGGGUAAUGGUGGGAGCUGCCCUAUUCGGCAGCCUGAGCGACAGGUACGGCCGUAAGCGCAUGCUGCUGGUGUCCUACCUGUCGGCCAUCUUCUUUUCCGUGGCGAGCGCCUUCUCCCACAACUUCGCCAUGUUCGCUGUCAUGCGCUUCUUCACAGGCCUUGCCAUCACAGGCAUCAGCAUCAUCUCCAUGGUACUCUGUGUGGAGUGGGUGGACAUUGACCAUCGCACCCUGGUGGGAGUGAUGAUCAGCCUGGACUGGUCCACAGGGACCGUGCUGCUCCCGGCCAUCGCUUACCUGAUCAAGGACUGGAGGUACCUCGUGAUCGCAUGUACCUCUCCACUAGCUUUGGCCACCGUCACCUGGUGGUGGUUGCCAGAAUCGGCCCGAUGGCUGAUCGCCAAUGGAAGGUUGGAGGAGGCUCACUACUACCUGACCAGGUGUGCUCGAGCCAAUAACAGAGAGCAGGUCAUGAUGGACAUGAAGCCGCAGGGGCUCUCCACGGUCAUCAUGUCAGAGGACAGGGGGAAACGGAAAUACACCUACUUAGAUUUGGUGAGAACACCCAAACUGAGGAGGUUGGCGAUGCUCACGGGAAUCACCUGGUAUGGAGUGGCCUUCACCUACUACGGCAUCAGCCUCAACAUCACUGGUUUUGGCCUCAACAUCUACCUUACCCAGAUGAUCUAUGGAGCCAUUGAGCUGCCUGCCAAGAUCUUAAUCUACUUCAGCCUGGACAAACUCGGCCGCCGGUUCAGCCAGGGGGGCACCCUGCUCGCCACGGGAACCUGCCUGGCGGUUAACCUCUUCGUUCCAUUCCACAUGACGCUGGUCCGGACAGUGGUGGCCAUUCUGGGGAAGGGCUUUUCCGAGGCGUCUUUCACCUGCGUCUUCCUCUACACCACGGAGCUCUACCCGACGGUUCUCCGGCAGAACGGCCUGGGGUAUAGCUCAUUUGUGGCCCGUGCUGGGGUGUCUUUGGCCCCACUGGUGAUGCUCCUGGAGGGAGUGUGGGGGCCCAUGCCACAGGUGAUGUUCUGCUGCGUGGCGGUGACAGCGGGCCUCCUUGCCCUGCUGCUCCCCGAGACCCAGAACGUGCGGCUGCCCGAGACCAUCGAGGAUGUGGAGCAGACCAGGAAGAGGUCCAUCUCCACCUCCGAGCACUGGAAGGAGUCUGAGAGUGUCCCCAUAAACUGA
This is a messenger RNA of Clupea harengus (Atlantic herring), 1638 nucleotides long. RefSeq names its product solute carrier family 22 member 7-like. The record is from RefSeq and is a predicted model, not a curated record. NCBI's taxonomy places the organism in Eukaryota, Metazoa, Chordata, Actinopteri, Clupeiformes, Clupeidae. Gene Ontology annotation, cellular component: membrane. Gene Ontology annotation, biological process: transmembrane transport. Gene Ontology annotation, molecular function: transmembrane transporter activity.